Acromyrmex echinatior (Panamanian leafcutter ant) is the source of this 4339-nucleotide messenger RNA. RefSeq names its product serine/threonine-protein phosphatase 4 regulatory subunit 1. Gene Ontology annotation, cellular component: cytoplasm. Gene Ontology annotation, biological process: protein dephosphorylation. Gene Ontology annotation, molecular function: protein phosphatase regulator activity. NCBI's taxonomy places the organism in Eukaryota, Metazoa, Arthropoda, Insecta, Hymenoptera, Formicidae. The record is from RefSeq and is a predicted model, not a curated record.
GAGAGAGAGCUGGAGCGAGUGCGGCGCACUGCCUUUGCCGCGUACUGUCGUGCGUACUGCGAGUGCGCAUCUGGCGUCUGCGCAUUGGCGCGAGAGUGACACGCAAGUGAUCAUUCUCAGUGUGGCACGGGCCGUCGUCGUGCUAGUACGUUGCGUUCGUUGUUGUUGACCGGUGGUGUGUGUGAGAACGCACGUUGCCUUCCUCGUGACUUCCCCCCCCCCUUUCUUCUGUCUUUUCGUUUGGUCACGUGGACGUUCACACUUUGUGUGCGAGUGAUAAGGACUAAGGAUUAAGUACAAUAUGUGCGUAACAAUGAAUUAUGUGCGUACAAUAUUGGACAAGUACUUUCCCGAUAGUGGUACGGAAGAAAUGAUACCAAAGUGUGGCAAGUGUGGCAAACAGAGGAGUUGCAAACGAAAGAGAAAAAAAAAAGCAGGACGCAUAAUCGCAUUGAAGUAAGAGAUUGGUUUUUUUUUUAUUUUUUUAUUUUAUUAAGUUCGGUGGAGAAAAGCAAUGAAGGUACGAGUAGGAGCCGCGUGUAGCUGCAAAGCAAUGAAAGCGCGCGACGUGGAAAGCUCUCACGGAAGCCGUGUUUCUCAGGCCUAAUCUCCCACGUAGCUCUUAUCAACCGUGCGAGCACUAACGAUCGGAUAUCGUGACGCGGGCGUCAUGCGGGUGACGAAACGUCGCGCACGAAACGUCGGGCGUAAUCGGCGCGCUCGACGACUCGCCGAAAACGGUUUCGCGUGUUUCAACGGGAUUUUACAUACGUAAGCAUCAGUCGCGCCGUCGUUCCUCCGCCCGGCUCCGAGGAUCGAGGAAGCUAAAAUAAAUGCGGCGUAGGUGGUGAUCGCCGCGACUCGCCGGCGAGUGAAAGAAAAAUGGAAACGCAGGAGCGCGAGUAACGGAAGAGAGGAGAGAGGGGAAAACUCGGCGUGGUUUUCGACCGAUACACACACUCCGGAUUCCAUUCCUUCUGGUUAUUAUUGAGGAGAGGAGGCACACUCUAAUGGCCCUCGUAGCGCACGGUCACGCUACACUACGGUGCGCCAUAGUGCGCCGCGCGGAGACUUCCGGUCCGCCACAGGAAGCGAGACACACGUGUUCGGGCGUGUGUGUUCCCAUAAUACGAUCUGCCCUCUUCCCCCCCCUUCUCAUCCGUCCCGUUCCUCCCCCCUUCCCGCUCUCUCGAUCUACAGUGCGUUCCAUAUUCCACGGCCGGUAAAAAGAAGAGCGAGCGCAUCGUGUACUCAUAUAUGUGAUAACGCGCGUAUCGUUUUUGCAUUCGUUCGUUCGAUUCGUUUCUAUAUUCUGCAUUCGAUCGAUUAAUUCGUUUGUACCGUUCGCCGAAACGUGCAUGAAGAAAAGUGAAACGGAGCUAUGAACGAGGAAAAAUCACUGACAAAUGGUUGGGCGUAUAUUGGUGGAAAUGUUUCGCGCAGCGGUUAACAACAAAAUAACGCUGAUUGUCGAAGAGGUCAUGCAACUUGUGCAACUUGUUAUCGAUGAUAAUGAUGCUUUGGUACGGUCGGAUCUUGUGGAGCAAAUUCCAAAUGUGGCGAUUAUCUGCCACGAAGCACCGCAUCUCUUCGGCCAUGUUAUCCGCAAUUACCUACUUGAUAUCGUGAUGAAGUACCUGAACGAUCAGGACAAUCAGGUACGACAAAUGGCCCAAAGCGCGCUGACAAUGUUGAUGAAACGAAGCCUCCUUGACAAUGACACGAUCGAGAAUGUUAUCUGUCCUACAAUAGAAAAACUUUCUUACAUGUGGCAAUUAGGAUCCCGCGAUGUGGCCGAUGAACAUACUCGAAAUGCAAACAUCUCCCUCAUGUGUAGAUUGGCACCGCUGAUUGGUAGCGAACUUACAGAAAAGGUCUUUCUGCCACGAUAUUUAGACCUAUGCGAGGAUAACGAUAUGAUGGUGAGGAGAAUCUGCGCUACUCACUUUGGGGAAAUGUGCAUUGCUGUGGGAAAGGAGAAAUUGUACAGCAAAUUGAUUCCUAUGUUUAUUGAUCUGUGCGGCGACAGAAUAUGGAACGUGCGAAAAGCGUGUGUCGAGGUUAUGAUGCCGGUUUCUUGCUGUUUAACAACCGAACAUCGGCGAUUAUUACUUGCGGACAUACUGGCUAAGCACUUGAUCGAUGACUCCAAAUGGGUACGAAUAUCGGCUUUUCAAAUACUUGGACCGUUCAUAUCAACUUUCGCCAAGCAGUUCGCCGAAGUCACUUAUAAUAAGAAUGGUGAAUUAGUGUAUAUCAGUAAGCAGGAUAAUCAUCCCAGUAUAUGUUACUCGUACGAAGGAAUCUUUCCUAUGAAGAGCGCGAUCAAAAAUCAAAUACCAGAUAUGGACGAAGAUAUGAUAGCAAAUACCAAAUACAGAUAUAAUACUAAAAGUCCAUUUUAUCUGCCUAUGAUGAACGUGAGACAUGAAGACAUUAAAGUAUCGGAAGAAGAUGAUUCCAUAAAAGAAGAUGAUUACCAAAAAACGGAACUUGACUGCCCAAAAUCUUGGCGUGAAAGAAUGCAUCAAUAUAAAAUAAAGAAAGAAACGCGUGAUGCGGAAAAAUAUAAUCCAUUUUUAUAUUAUUAUAUACCUCCGGAUAUACCACUGGAUGAUGAACUUACUCAUGCCGCAAGGCAAUCGGCGAUGAAUCGUAAUAAUAUCCCGAAAGUGGCGGAAACUGAACAAAAUUUAACCGUAGAAAAUAGUUCGUCUUGUUCUUCCGAAAGUCCAGUUCCUGUCGUGAAUUCAAAUAAUGAUAAUUCAAAUAUGAACGAGCAAUUAAACGAUGAUUCAAAUGUAAACGUUUAUAAAAUCACAUUUUUUUCCAAAACUGAAGUUUCUCACGUGAAUUCGAAUAGAGAUGAUUCAAAUAUAAACGAACAAUCGAACGAUGAUUCAAAUGUAAACGUCUUUGAAAUGAUCAAAUUCUUCGAUAAACAAAAGGAAAAACAAGACGACGAUAAACAAAAGGAAAAGCAAGACGAUGAUAAACAAAAAGAAAAGCAAACUAACGAGUGUAUCUUUCCAAAACCAGUGCAUAUCGAUAGAGUUAUGCGUCCUUCUCGAAUUCGAAAAGAUUGUCUAAAAACUUUAAGAGAAAAGUACGAGGAGCGUAACUUGGAGAGAAAAUUUUAUAUAUAUGACGAAGAUUCUAUGAGCAAGAGUGACGAAUCUUGUAAGAAUUUAAAUGCGAAUAAACAAGAGAUAAUAAACAUAAUAAACAUGCAUAAUAAACAAGAGAUUGUACCUCAAGAAUUAAUCAAUUAUUAUGUAUCAAUGGCCAAUCCGAAUAAAUGCGUGUUCAUGAGUGCCGAUAUCCCACAUUAUUGUGCCUUUAGUUUUCCUGCAGUUGUGCUCACGCUGGGCAAAGAGAACUGGCAUUACUUGAAAAAGGCUUACCAAUCGUUGUCGAGUGCGAAACACUGGAGAGUUAGGCGUACUCUAGCAUCCAGCAUUCAUGAGAUUGCCAUGAUUUUAGGCGAAGAACUCACUGCUACUGACCUUGUUCCAAUUUACGACGGUUUUAUUAAAGAUCUCGACGAGGUCAGAAUAGGUGUGCUCAAGCACUUUGCAACUUUUCUGAAAAUACUCAAACCCGUCGAUCGCUGUCAAUAUCUAUCAAGAUUGAGCGAUUUCCUUGCUACAGAUAACGAAUGGAACUGGAGGUUUAGGGAGGAAUUGGCCAUACAAUUGCUCGAGAUUGUAAGUCUGUUCAGUCCGAGCGAUGUGGCCCAGAGUAUCGCGCCGCUGUCUUUCCAACUACUUGUAGAUAAAGUUGCUGCUGUUAGAACCAUCGCGCUUGAACUGAUCACACGAAUAAUGUGUUACUUGUCCAACGAGGAUGCUCUGGUAAUGUCCCUUAUUCACGAACUUAGAGAGACUCUAGUUCUAGACGCUAAAAAGUGGAUACAUCGGCAAACUUAUGCGCUUAUAUGUUCCCACCUGAUUCGCAACAAUGCGAUCUCGGAAGAGAAGUUUUCUAAGGAAAUGUUACCAUGUUUGAUAAGUUUGUCGUGUGAUAGAGUACCUAAUGUAAGGUUAGCCGUUGCGAGAACUAUAGCAACGGAUGUGAUUGCGAUGGGCGUAGAUAAUUUGGGCAUAGACACGAUGGAAGAAGUGGAAAGAAUACUUACGAAAAUGCGUGUUGAUGUGGACCGAGAUGUGCGAGUGUUAGCCGGAGGUGAAGAGCAGCAAAUAGACAUACUAGCUUAUUGUUCCUCUGAUGAGAAUAACCAAGUCGAACAAGCAAGAAAUAUACUAUUUUAAUAGUGAUAUAUUUUGAUCUCAUGGAUCAUGAUGAAGUCACUGUGUGUUUUAUAUAUAUAUAUAAGAGG